AUGCGCACAGCGAAUCGCUUGGCCAUCUUGCAGGACGUGCGAAGACUGGCUAUCGUCGAGGAGGAGAUACCCAAGCCUGCAGACGGAGAGGUACUGGUGCGCAUCACCCAUGCCGGGUUAUGCGGAUCGGACUUGCAUUACUUUCGCCAUGGAGGCUUGGGAUCAUUCAAGACACCAAUGCCGAUGUAUAUGGGCCACGAGCCAGCUGGCGUUAUCGCAGAUGCGAACAAGUGUCCGGGCUGGGCAGUUGGAGACCGCGUAGCAGUGGUCCCUAACUGCCCAUACCUUGGUUCGAAAAUGUCCAUGAGAGGAAAGCAGCACCUCUGUGAAUGCGGCACCUUCAUGGGUGCUGGGAAGACCCGGGGCUGCUUUGCGGACUUUGUGUGCGUCAGCGCAGUUCAGCUCGUGCGAGUUCCUUCGCACGUGCCUCUCGAGCUGGCCAUGAUGACCGAGCCACUCUCUGUGGCUCUGCAUUCGCUGAAGUUGAGCCAAACCGCGAUUUUGGACGCGGUGGAUGGCGAUGUUUGCAUCUUCGGUGCUGGUGCCAUCGGGCUGUGCCACCUGCUGUUGUUGAAGCACGUGGGAGCCCGAAGUGUGCACAUCGUGGAGCCUUUGGAAAGACGAAGGGAAGUGGCUCUCCGGCUUGGAGCCAGCAGCGCUCACCCUAGCGAGGGCUGCGCUGCAGGGCUCAAGGCCAGACUAGGCAAAAGUGGCUGCGAACUGGUCUUCGAUUGUGCCGGCACAGAGCAGAGCUUUCAGGCCGCCCUGCAGGUUGCAUCCAGCGCUGCUUUGGUCGUGCUCGUCGGGAUCCCGGAGGUGGACCACCUGCCCUACAAUCCGCAUGUGGCUCGCACGAAGGAGCUGACAAUCCUCAAUGUGCGCCGUGCCAACCAGACUUUGGCAACUUGCCUCGAGCUGCUCUCGACAUCAGCCCAGCUGCGGGAAGGCUGCUUGACGAUGCUAACGCACCAAAUGCCCCUUUCGAGCAUCCAGUCGGCGUUUGAGAUGGCAUCAUCGUACCAAGAUGGUGCGAUCAAAAUUGCAUUGCUGCCGGAGGUCAAACGGCAUAAUUUGAAGCGCGUGGGCCUCAUCGGCGGGACUGCACACAGCGUGGAGUAUUUCAGGCAGCUUCAGGCAACUCAGGGGAUCGAGCUGGUCCUGGUUGCAGUGGAUGAGAUCGACUCAGCUGUGAAGUGGCCUCAUGUCGUCGAGCACCGAAAAAAGCUGUCCGACCUCUGCAGCGAGCAGAAAGUGCGACAUCUUCUUCUGGAUUCAUUGACAGAGAUCCCGACUGGUGUGGAGGAGCUUGGCCUGGACUUGCUGAUAGAUGCUGGCUGUCAUCUGCAAGUCGAUGCGCCUCGUGCCAUCUUGUCCGAAGCAUUGGCGCCGGACGGCAUUCGCGUGACGACAGCGCUGGCACUGCCCUGCGCUUCGAUGGCUUGUGCCUUGCUCGGGGGCGGCCCCGUGGGCAUAACAAGCUUCAUUACCGAGGACACUUUGGUGGACAUAUGCGAAGUGCAAACGAGUGCCUGCUCCGGAUGGGAGACAAUAGAGACGCUAUCUGCAGCUGCCGCACGCCGUCUGCCGGGGUGGAUCCAAGCUUUGCAAACAGGUGACUAUGACAUGUCUAUGCUGGGCGUGUGGCGCUCUUCGCGAAGGUGCUGGAAAACGUCAGGAGCCGCCGUGCCCGUGCAUCCGAACGAGGGCUGGGUGUCCUGGCACUGGCGGAGCAGCUUCCUGCAACGCUUCGCCCGCUCUCAGCAACUGGAACCGCAUGCCCAAGCCACACGCCUCUGCCGGGAAGACGGCCAGGAGGUGAGAUUCACGGUGUUGCAGGUGCACGCCGUGGAAAAGUUCCUCACAGCCAGGGAACGGCUGCAGCGCUUCGCAUCGGCUCUGCCCGGUGAGGUGCUUUGUGUGGAUGGAGACUGCGCGUGGGUCCGAGGUGCAGAUGCUGAAAUCCAGUGUCAGCUCUCCGACACGCUGUGCAAAGGAGAGGUGUUACGAUCCAUCGGAGAUAGGGGUGCGCAUGGCAUUCCCAUCGACUUCUCCGGUGAGCUGUGGCUGCCAAGUCUGCCGACGAUCACUGAUGGCGUAUCAGUUUCGCCGACGCCACCUGAACGGCAUGCUGAAGGUGGUGUCGAGGCAUGCUCCACCCCCCGAAAUGUGCCGAUGUUCCGUUUGGACUUCGAGUCAGACUUUGUGGAUGCUUUUGCCGCCGGAGCACGGGACAUUCUUUGCAGUGGGCGGCCACUGAGCGAGAAUGUAUUCACCAGGAAGUUCGAGGCGGCUUUUUCCAAGUUGGUGCAUGCACCGUUUGCAUUGGCAACCACGUCUGGAACUGUAGCCCUGGACAUUGCCAUGCGAGCUGUUGGGGUCGCUGGCAAGGUCGCAGUUAUCCCCAGCAACACAUUUUUCGCCACUCAAGUAGCUGCCUCCAAUGCUGGGGCGGUCUUGGAAUGGGUUGAGAUUGAGCCAGAAUACAUGCAGGAUGCGGCCCAUGCUCACACUGCUGUCUCGGACACAGAGCAUGCAGGCUCGGUUUUCCUUGCAGAGCUUAGCCGGUGCCCGGGCAGCUCUGCAGAGGUGAUGACAGCUGGUGAGGAUAAGAACCCAACGGAGGAAGCGCAGGCGAAGUUCAUCGAGCUCAGCGAGGCCUACAGCGCACUGUCAGGAUCCGCCAGCCGGGGCAAGUCCGUCCCUCGCAGCAGGGAGCGGACCAAAAAGUCUUUCGGACGUAAUGUGCAUCUGGCGGAGGCCUUGAAAAUUUUCGCCGCGUCCGUUGGCUUGUCGAAUGAGCUCGGCGAGAUUGAGUGGGCUGCUGUGGAGACGAAGGUCUCAGAGAUGCUUUCUCAAGCUGCCGAGUCCGUCGAACAAGCUCUUCGUCAACGUUAUCUUCAUGCAAAUGGUGCCAUCAGGUGGCAGCAGGUGUUGGGAGAUACUGCUGUUGCUGGAGCAGCAGCACUCAUGGCAGCAUUCGGCAGAGACAGCCAGGAUGAACUCUGA
Molecule: messenger RNA, 3006 nt
Organism: Symbiodinium sp. CCMP2456
Lineage: Eukaryota; Dinophyceae; Suessiales; Symbiodiniaceae
Source: the annotation of a GenBank genome assembly